Diachasmimorpha longicaudata is the source of this 5751-nucleotide messenger RNA. RefSeq lists its product as uncharacterized. The coding region runs from base 1 to 5751 and encodes 1916 amino acids. Gene Ontology annotation, biological process: telomere maintenance; DNA repair. The record is from RefSeq and is a predicted model, not a curated record. Gene Ontology annotation, molecular function: DNA helicase activity. The transcript is spliced from 4 exons. NCBI's taxonomy places the organism in Eukaryota, Metazoa, Arthropoda, Insecta, Hymenoptera, Braconidae.
AUGGAAACGGUGCCUUCAACUUCCAGUACAUCAAUGGAGACGGAGGAUAUCGUGCCGUCAACGUCUGCAGUACCUUUCGUUGUUCCACACACCACCUCUACCGCCAGAACGAAUGCUGAGCGACAACGUGAGUACAGACUACGAAAAGCAUUGACCAGAACUCCUGAACAAGUAAGAGCCUUUGCAAAAGCGGCUGCGGAGAGGCAACGCAGGUUCAAGCUACGUAAAUCUGCUAACAUAGCCCUCACCAGCGGUACGUCAGAGUCACCUGCUUCAACGUCUUGUUCUGUGGUGGAGAGAACAAGCGUUCCUGUCGUGGCGGAGAGAACGAGCGUUCCCCUAACUAACGCUCAACGGCAACGUGCAUUCCGACAACGUAGAGCAGCAUCUUCUCGGACUGAUGUACAACCGAAUACUUCUUCAAGCCAAACAGCAAUACAACUGGAACAAUCCACCUGGUAUACCAAAUGGUCAUCGUCAAUACGGAGAUUUCAAUCUACUUUCCUGGACAACGAUUUUGGCCAUGCUUGCUCGGUUUGUGACAGAUUGUGGUUCAAGAAUGACCUUAAAACCAUCACUGCACUACAACUGAAGGUAAUCUCGGAUUGGUACGUUAAGGAAAAUCGGCAGCUACGCAAGGAGGAUUAUACAAAGUCUUGCAACACCUGUAGACAAUCACUGAAUAAGCGUAAGCUUCCUACUCUCGCAAAGGUGAACGGCUUCUCAUAUCCUGACAUACCUCCAGGUCUACCGCCUCUGGAUCCUAUCAGUGAACGUUUGGUCUCACCGCGCCUUCCAUUUAUGCAAGUGCGUCGACUGCGUCAUGAUUUCUCUUAUGGAAUUAUUGGACAAGUGAUAAACGUCCCAGUCAACGUACAAGACAUGGUAAAAUGCUUGCCUCGCCAUCUAGAAGAGGACGAUGUUAUCAACGUUAACAUCAAAAGGAAUCUUGCACACAAAACAAAUUACAUCAGCGGGUACAUGUCUAAGCGUACGGUCAAAGAAUGGUUAGAUGUACUUCAAAAUUCAAGUCUAUAUCGUUUGUACGAUAUCAAAAUAGAUUUGUCAAGACUGCAGCCUGCAUUGCCAUCAGAUGAAGGCCUUCAAGAUGAUCCUGCUAAUCGGAUCGAAGCAAUCUCCGCCGAAUAUACGCCCGAGUCUGAAGUUCUUGCUGCGAGACAGCACACACUACUGUGGAAUGAAGAGGAUUGUCUUGACAUCGCACCAGGACAUCGGGCAACGCCUCUUAACAUCAUUUAUGACCGUCAUGCAGAAGAACUAUCAUUUCCUGCGAUAUACUUCGGAGAGCCCCGCCGUUUCAACAUGAACAUUUCAGUGACACCGUACAUGAUGGCGACCAGUGAAAUACGACGGAGUGACAGGCGUGGAGCCACGCCUCAAAAAGUCUUAUACGAUGCAAUGAAGAUUCUACGUCUGCGAAUGGUCGAUGGGAUUUACAGCACAUUCCGAAGUGUUUCGAUCACAGAGAGCGUAACUCGACGCAUGUUAGAGGAUCCGGAGUUUCUCAAAGAAUUCGUUGUGCAGAAUCUCGCCUUUAUGAAGUCGGUGCCAAACUCUGUCCAUGCAAACGAGGUACGCUGGUUAGUAUUGCUGAAUUUACUGCUCAAGUUGAGCAACAAAUAUCCUGGCAAAGUCGCCGAAGAUCUCAACACAUCAGAGCGGUGCAACUUGUCAUACAAUCCGUUUGGCCAGUACUACGUGGAGGAUUAUUUCCUUCGCAUUGAGUUUCAACAUAGAGGAAGUCCGCACGCUCACAUUUUACUGUGGUUACACGAUGAUCCACAUGAGACUGUGUCAGAAAAUAUGCCGAAGACCAUCGAGCUCGUGGAGAAGCUGAGUUCCGUCGCCAAAGAAGAUGUGCCCAACGAUACCAUCUACGCCAAUCAAAUCCACAAGCACACUUUCACCUGCACGAAGCGAGGCGAAACGACUUGUAGAUUUGGGAUCCCGUACUGGCCAAUGCUCACUACCCGUGUAUUGAUCCCAAUGCCUCAAACUGAUGGACGCCGCAUAGCAUUCCAAAAAAAGGCCAAGGAGCUACGCAACUGUCUCAGCGAACGUACAUACGCUAGCAUGGACGACUUUCUUAGGGAGCAUAGUUUGACAUUCGAUGCAUAUCUUGACGUAGUGCGUUCAACUUUGCGCAGGCCAUCUAUGUUGUUCAAACGCAACUUCGACCAACUUAUGACGAACACAUUCAACCCUUACCUCGCUGGUGAAAUCAAAUCCAACAUCGAUAUCCAGUUUAUCUUGGAUGAAUACAGCUGCGCACAGUAUGUCGUGGAAUAUGUGAACAAAUCAGCUCGUGGAAUGGGUAACUUGAAUCGUGAGCUGACUAAGAUGAUGGAAGAGCAUCCUGACCGGGACUACACGGGCCAAUUGAAAGCAUUGAGUGUCAAACUUCUUAAUGCAGUUGAAAUGUCAGCUCAAGAAGCAGCAUGGUAUUUACUACGGCAACCGAUGAGCGAAACGAGCCGUCAAAUUAUGUACAUACCAACAGUUUGGCCAUCGGAAAGACAACGCUGUCGCAAACGUAGGAAACAAAUGGAUCGCGAAAACAUCGAAGCAGACAGUACAGAUGUAUUUACCAAGAACAUCAUGCAGCGAUAUGAAGAGCGACCUCCCUCUCUGGAAUCUUCAUAUUUGGCCGAGUUUGCUUCGUAUUACGCUGAUUAUCAUGAUUUCAUCGACAAUGAAGAUGACGUAGAUGUGCAAGAAGACGAAAUUGUAGAACCGGUGACCGAGGAAAGGACAACUGUGGGAAGGACGACAUCAAAUGAACACCGCAGACGAAAAAUUGGACGAAUAAUACGAUACAGACGCUACGAAGUAGAUGAAACUGUUAAUUAUCAACGUGAAAUGGUAUUGCUGUUCUUGCCUUUCCGCAAUGAAAUAGCUGACAUUGUUGAUAGCAAUAAAUUUCUACAACUGUUCAAUGAUAACAAGGAUACCAUCAUGGAACGCCGCCAGCUGUUCGAAAACAAUCUCAACAUCGACAGUGUGAUGCAAGAGCUUGAAGCUAUGAUUAUUCUACAAAAUUCAGACAGCAGAGAACCACCAGAAAUUGAGGAAAGGAGAGUGUUUGUCGAGCAGGUGUUAGGAGGAGAAGGUUCCGAGAACAACGAUGAUGUCAAUCAAAUCAUCCCGCGACAAGGCUUAUUAUCGGUCGUAAAAAAACGUACAAACGUGAUGCCAAAACAGCAAUUUUGUGAGCUGAUACGAACGACGAACCUUGAACAACGUGAGCUGAUUCAUGAGGUCAUACAUCGUUUACAUGGCUGUGGAGAUGAGGUCGUCGACACACUACAAGUUUUCUUCACAGGACCGGCCGGCUGUGGGAAAACUUAUUCAGUUAAGUGCCUGAUGGAGACGUACAAUCGUUACACACAGGAACACAACUCACUGAACAACGCAUACGUUGCUUGUGCAAGCACAGGCAAAGCAGCUGUCCCUAUUGGCGGAACGACAGUUCACUCAGCGUUUCGUCUCACAAAUUCUCGAGUGACAAAACUUCUUUCUGCUGAGAACUUGCAAGCCUACAGAAACAUGUUUGUCGGCGUGAAAGUUGUUUUCAUUGAUGAAAUCAGCAUGUUGAGUGCAGCUAUACUUGGAAAAAUCAAUUAUCGACUACAGCACAUUACCGGUAUUUACGAUCAACCAUUCGGAGGCAUUCACAUGAUCUUAUGCGGCGAUUUCAGACAGCUGCCACCUGUGCGCGCUAGUCCGUGUUACACAGUACCACACAACCAACUCGGAGGACCUGUACUCUGGCAAAGCAUCAACUACUUCCCAUUAGUCCGUGUUGUCCGACAAACUGACGAGCUGUUUUCGACGAUUCUCACCAAAAUUGGAGAUGGACUCAAACUAAGUGUCAAUAAUAUCGCACUUAUUGAGGCCAGGCACAAAUCUGAAGUCUGGUGCAAAGAGAACGUACCCGACGCUGUCAGAUUGUAUUACAGCAACCAUGAAGUAGAUUCAUACAAUCGAAACGCAAUUCAAAACGCACACAACUGUAUCGCCACUGAUAUUAUGCUUGGGUAUUCCAGCAAUUCUGAAAAGAGCCGGGAGCAAGGGAAACUUCACAAGAUGUCGGUUGCAGAAACCGACGGAUUGCCAUACAUGUUGCCAUUAGCAGUAGGAUAUCCGUACAUGAUUACAUCUAACAUAGACGUCGCCGAUGGAUUGGUAAAUGGGGCUAUUGGAGUUUUGCUAUACAUCGAACGUCAGCCAGCCAAUGCAGAUGACCGUUCUGCUCCAGGAGGACCAUCGACCAGCACAAGUUUGCCGCCAGCUGAAGAUGAAAUCGCCACUCUAUGGUUCCAGUUUGAAGACAAAAAUACGGGUACCAAAGCAAAAAUCAAAUGUCGACCACAUGUGCACAGCAAACCAAACACCUUAUCCGUCGAUUGGGUGCCAGUGCACAAGAAAGUGGUAAACAUUUCGUUGACAAAAACAGUGAAGUGCAAGCGAAAACAAUUUCCUUGCGUGCCUGCUUGUGCAAUUACGAUCCACAAGGCCCAGGGUGGGACGUUUACUACAAUUGUUUACAAGUACUCCUCAAAACAACCACAGCAAUUGGUAUAUGUAGCCAUGAGCCGCGUCACAAGUAUCGACGGAUUGUACAUCAUAACAGAAAAGGACUCUCCAUUGGUUUUCAAACAUGGCCGAGAUGGAAACGACUCACAGACUACUCGAGAUAUUCGCAAUGAAUACUUACGACUUCGUGGACACACUCUAGACACAAUUACCAAACAAGCCGUAAAAUUCUGUGACGACGCAACCGACGCUGGACAACUUAUUGUAACGAACAUCAACUGUCAAAGUUUAAGUGCCCAUGCCACGGACAUUGAAACAGAUACAGUGAUACCACGAUCCGACUAUUUAGUAUUGACUGAAACGUGGAUGCGCGACACUUGUGAAUCAACUCCAAUCAAGGGUUAUGAGUGCGUAUCCAGGGAAAAUAAUCGACCUAACUCAGAUACCAACGCGGCUGGUGGAGUGGCGAUCUAUCGUAAAUUAUCAUCGACAUCUACGGCGGAAGUGGUCCAAGUUGCGAUUACAGACGUAACUCGUGUCAUUAAAACCAAGGGUGACAUGUCCAUGACUAAAGUUACUUGCUUCGCCGCUAAUACUAGCUUCAAGUUUAUACUCGGUGCUGUAUAUAUUCAUCCAGGAGCUAGUAUGCAGGAUAUUGGAAUGUUACUAUGGCAAGGACUCGCUCCGUACAUCGACAACAGCCAGUACGUGCCACCGUUCGUGCAAGUUGAUUCUAGUAUACCGAUUCUUCUGUGUGGUGAUUUUAACAAAAACGUAAAGCCUGACAACUCGUUUCUUAAUUUCAUGAAAAAUACGUAUAAUCUUGAUUGCGUAUCAAACGUUUCUAAGUCAACUACGUUAAAAGGAACAACUAUCGACUUGACUUUCGCAAGACACAUUACAGCAGAAACACUUCCUUUCAUUUCAUAUUUCUCGUAUCAUCGUCCUAUCCUCAACAAAAUCACUCAAAUAGGACAUCCAUAUGCUGGACACACUUCGAGCAGAGUCUGGCCAGAGAUGUAUGAUUUCAAAAAUGUCAUAUUUCUGCCGUUCUUCAACUCACUCCUCUUUGGUCCCGCCAUCAAUAGAUUCCACCAAUCAGAGCCAACUAAAAUUAAUUGUGGUAUGACAUUUUCCCUUCACUGGCUUGGUCUCCGGCACGAGGCAAAACGGAGGGGUACAGUUUGUUUCUGA